Messenger RNA from Centruroides sculpturatus (bark scorpion), 1217 nucleotides. RefSeq lists its product as uncharacterized. Gene Ontology annotation, molecular function: RNA polymerase II cis-regulatory region sequence-specific DNA binding; DNA-binding transcription factor activity, RNA polymerase II-specific. Gene Ontology annotation, cellular component: nucleus. The coding region runs from base 26 to 934 and encodes 302 amino acids. Gene Ontology annotation, biological process: sex differentiation; regulation of transcription by RNA polymerase II. The transcript is spliced from 3 exons. The record is from RefSeq and is a predicted model, not a curated record. Lineage: Eukaryota; Metazoa; Arthropoda; Arachnida; Scorpiones; Buthidae.
AUCAUUCGUCAGUUGAUAACUGGCAAUGGAUGAAGCAAUACACAAUUCUGUCGUAGAGGAAAACUCUAGCGAAACCAUCGCUACAGCUGAUGUAAGCGAUGUUAUCGACAUGAAUAAUUGCAAAACUCGAAAACCUAAAUGCUCUAGAUGUAAAAAUCAUGGCAUUAAUAUCGGUAUUAAAGGUCAUAAACGCUAUUGUCCCUACGGCUAUUGUACAUGCGAUAAAUGCAUCCUCACAGCCGAGAGACAGAGGAUAAUGGCACAGCAAGUGAAGCUGCGUCGAGAACAGGCUCAAGACGAAGAAUUAAAAAGAAUAAAAGAAUUACAAGAGCAAAAGAAUAGAGAAAAUAAAACAAAAGAAAAUGAAAAUAAAGAAGAAAAUGUAGAGGAAAAUCAGCAUUUGGUUUGUUCAAACGCUGUCAGUUCUAAUGAAAAUAUGGAUAUGAGCAAAACACAAGAUAUUGUUGAAGACAGGGUUCAAGUUAUGAAUGCAGUGGAUUCUUUGAUGUCUGUUAUAAAUAUACCUGACGAUGUUGCAUUCGUGGUUGUUCUUUAUGCUAUGCUUAAGGAAUGCAAAUUUAAUAUGGUAACAGCAUAUAACAAGAUUAUAGAAGCACAAGAAGAAUUGAAAAUUCUCCACGACUCGUGUUUCAUUUCUCCAGUUAUGUCUAUCGGUCCAACUAACGUUUUCGAAAAAUCUGCCAAUUCGCUAUAUCAGUGUCAUUAUUACCCACCUCACUGCAUAUUUCGUAGUAAUGCUACAUUGAACAAUAUGAAUGAUAACGAUAGAAAUACUCGACUGAUUAACACUUUUGAAUAUUUUACAGAAGAUGGAAGAAAACUGUCUAAAAUUUCACAGACUGAAGAACUUUCGGAAGAUGAAAGAGAAAAUGACUUACCAAAACUUUUAAGGGUAGUUACUUUACCGCCGUGAAUUUUAAUCUUAAUGAUGAUUCUAUAUAAGUUUACAUACUGUAGAUGUAUACAGUCACCACAACAAUAUAUGUUUUUAUUAAUAGAAUAAUCAUCAAUUUAUAAUCUUAAAAUAUUUGUCUUAAUGGAGUCUAAAUUUGAAGAAAUUGGGAAAAUGAAUAUCUGUACGGUUAUAUUUAAGCGUAAUGUAUGCUGUUAAUAUCUAAUUUUUAAGUAACCUAGAUUAUAUUAUUAAUUAGUUACAACUCUAUUCGAAGAACUGGAAAUAUGAAAAAAAUAUAUAA